AUGAUGGAUGAUAGAUCCAGUAAGCUCAUCUUGGUUCCUAUUUUAGCCGUCCUUUUUGUUAUGAUAGGUUAUCAGUACAUAUGUCCCGCUGGCAGCAAUUCGUGCCACUUUAAGACUGGGGAGAAAUUGAAGGGGGUAAGCCUACUUUCCACCCCCUACCAGGACACGGAUGAUUUCUACAGAGAUCAAGACCUGGAGGAUGACAGCCCUCCAAAACUGCCGUCAAAAUUCAACUUCACCGAAAGAGACCUUGACAGACACGUGGAGUUCAACAUCAGAGGGGACGACGUGAUAGUGUUUUUGCACAUCCAGAAGACCGGAGGAACCACUUUCGGGAGGCACUUGGUGAGGAAUAUUCGUUUGGAGCAGCCGUGCGACUGCAAGCCAGGACAGAAGAAAUGCACAUGUCACCGACCAGGGAAAGAGGAGUCCUGGCUCUUCUCCCGGUUCUCUACUGGCUGGAGCUGCGGACUGCAUGCAGACUGGACCGAGCUAACGAACUGUGUGCCUGUUAUUAUGGAUAAGAAGGAGGCCCAGAGAAAUAAAAGGAACUUCUACUACAUCACCAUGCUGCGUGACCCAGUCUCCCGCUACCUGAGUGAGUGGAAGCAUGUCCAGCGUGGAGCCACAUGGAAGACCGCCCUCCAUAUGUGUGAUGGACGCUCGCCCACCCAGGAUGAGCUACCCACCUGCUACAGUGGGGAUGACUGGUCUGGUGUGACCCUGACAGAGUUCAUGAACUGCCCGUCCAACCUGGCCAAUAACCGGCAGGUCCGUAUGCUGGCUGACCUGAGCCUAGUGGGCUGCUACAACCUGUCCUCUAUGAAUGAGAGCCAACGUAACCACAUCCUUUUGAGCAGCGCCAUGAGCAACUUGAAGAACAUGGCUUUCUACGGCCUGACUGAGUUUCAACGCAAGACGCAGUACCUGUUUGAGCGGACGUUCAGCCUGCGUUUCAUCUCCGCUUUCACGCAGAUCAACAGCACGCGAGCCGCCAACGUGGACCUGAGCGAGCCUGUGCGCAGACGCAUCGAGGAGCUCAACUUCUUGGACGUGCAGUUGUACGAGUAUGCGAAGGACCUGUUCCUCCAGCGUUUCCAGUUCACCCGCCAGAGGGAGCACCAGGAGGUGCGUUUGAAGAGGCGCGAGGAGAGGCGUUGGCUGAGGGAGCAAAGAGAGCAGGGCAGGCCAUGGCCGCCCAAACACACAGGGAGUGGAAAUAGAGGCGGGAAAGGGGGAGGAGGUUUCGAGAAAGGGACUGAUGGUGACUUCCCCACCACCACUGAGGACUACACAAGCCAAGUGGCUCGCUGGUGA
Molecule: messenger RNA, 1317 nt
Organism: Toxotes jaculatrix (banded archerfish)
Lineage: Eukaryota; Metazoa; Chordata; Actinopteri; Toxotidae
Gene: hs6st3b
Product: heparan sulfate 6-O-sulfotransferase 3b
Exons: 2
Coding region: 1-1317 (438 amino acids)
Cellular component (GO): membrane
Molecular function (GO): heparan sulfate 6-sulfotransferase activity
Source: RefSeq, a predicted model, not a curated record